This is a messenger RNA of Vigna unguiculata (cowpea), 2558 nucleotides long. Its product is annotated as putative methyltransferase PMT14. The record is from RefSeq and is a predicted model, not a curated record. Gene Ontology annotation, molecular function: methyltransferase activity. NCBI's taxonomy places the organism in Eukaryota, Viridiplantae, Streptophyta, Magnoliopsida, Fabales, Fabaceae. Gene Ontology annotation, cellular component: cytoplasm; endosome; trans-Golgi network.
UAAGUUGAGGGAGCUCAGGGGCAAAAUUGCAGGCCAAAGGGUGUUAAAGUUCUGGAUUUGGAUGUAUUUGAAGCUGUGAGAACACGACAGUCCAAAAACUAGUGGAGGAAGUUAAAAACCAAGCAGUAAUGAGUUUGUGUUACUGUCUGUCGGCAAUAAUAAAGAGUUAAUAGCCAAAAUUGAUGUAGUCCCACUACUCCAACUGUCAGAACUCAUUUUUUUUCUUCUCUUCCCCUUCUCAUUUCCCAUUUAGUAGUCACUUUCCCACUUUGUUCCACUGAAACACACACAGCAACAAGACUACACUGCUAACUCUCUUUUUCUCUCGCUCUCUCUCUGUAUCAGGUAACUCACCUCGCUGCUGUCUCUCUUUUGAGUGAUUUGGAUCUAGAAGGGUUGAGAGGGUGGUAACGGGCGAUUAAUGGGUUCUAAAAGCAAUCCAUCGGGCCAUAGAGGACGAAGGCCCCUGUCAAUAUUUGCGGUGCUUGGUCUGUGCUGUUUCUUUUAUCUUUUGGGGGCAUGGCAAAGAAGUGGGUCAGGGAAAGGAGAUAACCUUGCUUUGAAAGUUAACAAGAUGAUGACAGACUGCACUGUUUUACCCAAUUUGAGUUUUGAAUCCCAUCACAAUGAUGUAGAAAUUGUUGAACCUUCUGAGCCAAAAGCUAAAGUAUUCAAGGCAUGUGAUGUAAAAUAUAGAGAUUAUACACCUUGCCAAGAGCAAGACCGAGCAAUGACAUUCCCAAGAGAAAACAUGAUCUACAGGGAGAGGCAUUGCCCUGCCGAAAACGAAAAACUGCGGUGCCUCAUUCCAGCUCCUGAAGGGUACACAACUCCUUUUCCCUGGCCUAAAAGCCGUGAUUUUGCCUACUAUGCCAAUGUUCCUUACAAGAGCCUCACAGUGGAGAAGGCUGUUCAGAAUUGGGUGCAAUUCCAGGGAAAUGUUUUUAAAUUUCCCGGUGGAGGGACUAUGUUUCCUCAAGGAGCAGAUGCAUAUAUUGAUGAACUUGCAUCAGUUAUUCCAAUUGCAGACGGGUCUGUCAGAACAGCACUCGACACUGGUUGUGGGGUUGCGAGCUGGGGAGCCUACUUGCUAAAGAGAAAUGUGCUGGCUAUGUCCUUUGCUCCAAAGGACAACCAUGAAGCACAAGUUCAGUUUGCUCUAGAACGAGGGGUACCUGCUGUUAUCGGUGUUCUUGGCUCUAUCCGUCUUCCAUACCCAUCAAGAGCCUUUGAUAUGGCCCAGUGUUCUAGAUGUCUAAUUCCAUGGACUUCAAAUGAGGGCAUGUAUCUAAUGGAAGUUGAUCGAGUGUUAAGACCGGGUGGAUACUGGAUUUUGUCUGGCCCCCCAAUUAAUUGGAAAACAUACUACCAGACAUGGAAGCGAAGCAAGGAAGAUUUGAAGGCAGAGCAGACAAAAAUUGAGGAGUUAGCUGAAAGUCUUUGUUGGGAAAAGAAGUAUGAAAAGGGUGAUAUCGCUAUUUGGAGAAAGAAAAUAAAUGCUGAAUCCUGCAAAAGAAAGUCUUCCAAUUUAUGUGACUUAGCUAAUGCUGAUGAUGUGUGGUACCAAAAAAUGGAGACAUGUAAAACUCCAUUACCUGAGGUAAAUAACAAAAAUGAAGUGGCUGGAGGGGAAUUAAAGAAGUUUCCUGCUAGGCUUUUUGCAGUCCCUCCUCGAAUAGCCCAGGGAAAUGUAGCAGGGGUUACAGCUAAAUCUUAUCAAGAAGACAACAAAUCAUGGAAAAAGCAUGUUAAUGCUUACAAAAGAAUUAAUCAAUUGAUUGGCACUACUAGAUAUCGGAAUGUGAUGGACAUGAAUGCAGGUCUUGGAGGAUUUGCAGCUGCACUUGAUUCACAGAAGUCUUGGGUGAUGAAUGUUGUGCCCACAAUUGCUGAGAACACUUUGGGUGUUGUCUAUGAGAGAGGUUUGAUUGGCAUUUAUCAUGACUGGUGUGAAGGCUUUUCCACAUAUCCAAGGACAUACGAUCUUAUUCAUGCUAAUGGUUUAUUUAGCUUGUACCGGGGCAAAUGCAACUUGGAAGACAUCCUUCUGGAGAUGGAUCGCAUCCUAAGGCCUGAAGGAGCAAUCAUCAUUCGGGACGAGGUUGAUGUUCUUAAUAAGGUUAAGAAAAUUGUGGGAGGGAUGAGAUGGGAUGCGAAAAUGGUGGAUCAUGAGGAUGGCCCUCUUGUGCCUGAGAAGAUUUUGGUUGCUGUGAAACAAUAUUGGGUUGCCACCACCAAAAAAACCUCAUCUAAUGACGAAUAAAACUGCCACUGUUCUGCUGUGAAACUUACACCUCACACCCAAAAGCAAAGAACAAAAAUGCAAAGAGAGGAAGAAGAGUAGAGCAAAGAAAAUAGAAUGUUGGAGUUUAUUCUACGUCUGCCUUAUACCAAGUGUAGAACUGUAGAUAAAAUGGUUCUAAUUAGUAUUAAGUAAAUUCAUUUUCAAGGAUAUUUUUAAGCCCAAGAUGUUGUUUUUGAUGAAUGUUGGUGAUGUUAGAAUAUUCAAAUAUUGCAAUUUUAUUUAUUCUAUUGCUAAGUUAAAAUGUUUGCGUUCA